CAAGGUAGCAUUGGCUCGAGCGCCAAUGUGCACGGGGCAAGGCACAUUUGCAGCGGCCCUUCUUCCAUGAUGACGAAUGGCUAGCUCGGAGUGCUGCAUUUGCUACGAAGUCGGGCCGCAAGUCCGGGCGUUGCGCUGCAAGCACCCGGUUUGCACAGAAUGCUGCCGCAAAAUGCGCGGGACGAGCUGCCCUUUGUGCCGACAGACCAUCGACCCCUCCCUCUUGCUGGAGCUUCGGAUCGUUCACUCCCAGAAACGCGCAUACAGCUUUGACUUGGCCUUGCCAAUCUUGCAGCAACCUGGCGUGCCGCAAUUCUUCUCCACAGAGCAUUACCCUGCUGGUUUGAGUCAGGACUUUGAGCUUUGCGUGCCGCCUGCGGCCUUGCGUGCAGUGAUCCAGGGAUUGAACUUGGAGAUCGCCUUUGUGGACACCAAGUUCAGCUGCUGCAACGGUCUGGGGCCGAUGCUUGCGCGGCAAAAGCUGCUCCGAGCCAUCGAGAAGCAGAACGCCGCGUGGCGCCUUGCAAAUAUCCCCUGCUACUUGUCCCUGUCCCCAGGUUGGGGGAUUUCACAGAGCACCCUCUUCGUCCAGUGGGAUCCUGACCGGGACGUGAUUUGAGAGACAAAGGAGAGAGAGAGAGCUGGAGGUUGUUUACAACGGCAUACAGACAGCGCCUCUCGAACAGGCCAUAUGGCACCAACGUUUGCCAAUGCGCAGUUUUACAGAAGACAGGCUGCCAAAGUGCAGAGAUGUGCAGAGGCACCCCCCCAAAGUAAAGAAUCGGUGCGUAGCACCAACGCACUCAAUCCGAACAAAGGAGUUCGCGUUGAUUCGGGCUCCGCCUUUUGAAUUGGCGCGAGGAAAAGUGCGAUCUGCAUAUUCCAGCAACUGGGAUGAGGUAGUGCCGAUACAGGAGCCAUGGUGAC
Effrenium voratum is the source of this 927-nucleotide messenger RNA. The record is from the annotation of a GenBank genome assembly. NCBI's taxonomy places the organism in Eukaryota, Dinophyceae, Suessiales, Symbiodiniaceae.